UUUCCCUGCCUACUUCUCUGCUUCCAUCUUCCCUUCUUAUUACCCCUUUCCCUCCAUAACAGAAAAUCUCUCUCCCCAAAAACCAAUAACAUAUUUACAAUAAAAAAAAGAAAAAAAAAUCUUUUUUAAUACAAACAAAUUCAAUUGAAACAAACACAUCAAUGGAAGAUGAUGGGAACUUGCCAAAUGUAAAUCCAUCCACCACAAUCUCCAGCCCUCCAUCAAACCCUAAUCCUAACAGCCAUCACCACCAUCACGGGCACCCCGACAACCACCACCACCCGAACAAGGAGCAGGACCGCUUUCUCCCCAUCGCCAAUGUCGGCAGGAUCAUGAAGAAGGCGAUCCCCGCCAACGGGAAGAUUUCCAAGGACGCCAAGGAGACUGUCCAGGAAUGCGUUUCCGAGUUCAUCAGCUUCGUCACCGGGGAGGCCUCCGACAAGUGCCUGAGAGAGAAGCGCAAGACCAUCAACGGCGACGACAUCAUAUGGGCCAUCACGACCCUCGGGUUUGAGGACUACGUCGCCCCUCUCAAGACCUACCUCGGAAAAUACCGGGAGAUCGAGGACGAAAAGGUCAACAACGUCCCUAAGCAGCAGCAGCAAAGGAUGGUGGACCAGAGGAUUCCGGGCCAGGGAGAGCUGAGCAGUGACCCUCACAGCUUGGGGGGCUACAGCGUCGGAGGCAUCUAUCCUCCGGCCCAUUUCUUGCCCCAUCACCACAACCAGGCCCCAUUCUUGGGUCCUGAUCAGGCCUUUGGCCUGCCCUUCCCUGCCGGAUCGAUCCCGACGCAGGACCAGAUCGAUUCCGGCGGGGGCCACUGGUGAGUGAGAGAACAAUCAACCGAUGAUGAGUCAAUCAGAUUAGUUGGUUCUCUACCCUUCCUUUCUUUUUCCUUCCCAUUCUUUCCUCCUUUGAUCUUUUAUAUUCUUUUUCUACCUUUCCCGGUUCGUCAUGUUAAUAAGGAUAUAGCAGCAUGUGAUAAACAUUCUUAUUUUUACAUACAUAUUAUUGACAUCGACAUUGUAUUCAUACACUUGGGGACAAUUUUGGCGGCACGAUGGUCUUAUUUUCUACGAGAAGUGUCUUUGCCUUCUC
Molecule: messenger RNA, 1098 nt
Organism: Punica granatum (pomegranate)
Lineage: Eukaryota; Viridiplantae; Streptophyta; Magnoliopsida; Myrtales; Lythraceae
Source: RefSeq, a predicted model, not a curated record